Messenger RNA from Aricia agestis (brown argus), 1392 nucleotides. RefSeq lists its product as uncharacterized. NCBI's taxonomy places the organism in Eukaryota, Metazoa, Arthropoda, Insecta, Lepidoptera, Lycaenidae. The transcript has 11 exons. The record is from RefSeq and is a predicted model, not a curated record. Bases 82 to 1392 code for a protein of 436 amino acids.
CACAAAUCCAGAUCAAAAAGGGGAUUUCAAUAUUAUGCGACUGGUAGUAAUUCUGUCACAACAUCGAACUUGAAUACUGUGAUGAAUUUAACUCUAUCUGACAAAUCUUCUGCUACACUUGGUAUAUCGACAGUAGACAAUUUCAAAGAAAACUCAAAAAAGGAAAUGGUCAACAACACUAAUAAAAUUAGCAGAUAUAUUGGAGGUCAUAGUACUAACUUUACAACUAAAUCCCUAACAAAUAGAGCAGAAGUAAAACGUGAAGCUGAUAAUAAAUUAGUUUUCUGGGAUAGAGUUUACGACGAUAAAAAUAGUGCAAAAAACUCUUUGGACGGCAAAAAAACAAGCGGUGGAUGCAUCAAAAAAAGAAAGAUGCAGAAAUCUAAAGAUUGGUUUAAAGCGCAAAUACAUAAUCUCAUAGGGAGAAGAAAGAAGCCUAACAAAAUAAAGAAGAAUUAUUCCAAUAACGGCUUAAGUACAAAAGUAAUAAAUUUGGAAGAAUCUCUUCAAAACAUACCUAACUGGCGCAAAAUAAGGACGCUUAAACAUGACAACGAUAAAGACAUGGACAAUAUUUUCAAAAAACUGAAUGCCAAAAUGGAAACGGUAUGUAGAGAAGCAGCAUACGCUAUUCAAAACACAAAGAACAUAAAAGUUCGAGAGAGUAAAGCUGAUAUUGCUACAUCGACUUUGAUGCAACGUCUCGUCAGGAUGAUGAGAGACUUAGUUGAUAUGCAAGUCCAAGAAAAAACUUGUGUCGAACUGCCACCUGAUCUGCGCCAGUUCCUGGAAUGGUUGGUUCCACCAGUAGAGGCAAACCCUCAAGCUGAUGAUUUGAACCCUGACAUAUCUGACUAUGUUGCUAUAAAGAAGGAAUUCGAUGGAUUUGAUAAGUCAGACGAUGUCACAGACCAACCCCUGUCGUUUGCGGAAGAUACUGAGGCAGAAGUGGAUAAGAUCCAGUGUAUGGAAACAAUACGCGCCGUGCAAGACUUGGUAGAUCAGUAUGAAGGGUUGUCUAGUGACGACAAGUAUAAACUUUCUGGAGUAAAAGAUUAUCUUCAACGCCAACUACAAUACUUGAACAAGCUGGUUGGUGAUAUCGGUACGGAGAUUAACUAUCAGGAGGCCGAUGAUCGUGUUAAAAGGGAAACAUAUAAAAACAUCAGAAAGUUGGACAAAAUAACGAGCAAUAGCAGACUUGGCUACUUCAUGCAAAGACUAAAAAUAAAACAUAAUAAAGCUACUACGCAAGCAAUAAACAAUAAUGUAACAGUAAAAGAUAAAGAAAUAAUUAGUUACACAGGCCAUAAACUAAAGAAUAUAAAUGAUGUCUACAACAGAGCACUAGGUGAGGCUAAAAAGCUGACUACAGAAAACGUCUAUAAAUAA